ACAAGGAUGUUUACCGAUCUUCCACGAGAUUUAGAAACAGAAAUACUCUCAAGAGUUCCCGCCACAUCUCUACAAAAAUUGAAGCCUACUUGCAAACGGUGGUACACUUUAUUCAAAGAUCCGGAAUUCCUCAAGAAGCAUGUGGGUAGAGCGGAAAGGGAGGUGAUUUCGCUGAUGAGUCUCAGGGUUUAUUCACUUAGUGUUAAUCUCUCUGGAAUCCACAGCAGCGUUGAAAUGACAGGUAUGUUAAACAGUCUCAAGGAUUCUGAAGAUGUCAAAAUAUCUGACAUCACUGAGUGCAACGGUUUAUUAUUGUGCACCACCGAUGACAGUAGACUUGUGGUUUGGAACCCUUAUACUGGUGAAACCAGGUGGAUCCCUUACAAAUCCAACUCACCUUAUGAAAUGUACCAGAAGUUUGUUUUGGGAUACGACAACACCAAUAAAUCUCGCUAUAGCUACAAAAUCUUGAGGUGUUACCACGGCUUGAUCGACUUUGGUUAUGAGUUUGAAAUCUAUGAGUUUAACUCUCAUUCAUGGAGGAGAUUUUAUGACAACUCUCCUAAUUGUUCCUUUGAAUCUAAGGGCGUGACACUGAAGGGCAACACUUACUGGUUUGCUUCAGAUACUGAAGGCCGCCACAUCAUACUCAGGUUUGAUUUCGCAACAGAGAGAUUUGGACGUCUCUCUCUUCUUUAUCAGAGUGGUGGUUAUGUUGAUAAUGUUGUGGAAACUGGGGUUUUAUCGGCUGUUAGAGAAGAGAAACUUGCGUUGUUAUAUGAGAGGUUUGAUGAGCUGAAUGAUUCAUCAGAGAUGAAGAUAUGGGUGACGAAUACUAAAAUCGUCGAGGCCAAAGACUUGUCGUGGAGCGACUUCUUGGUAGUGGAUUCCUCUAAAUUUAUGGUAACAAGGAUGACGAAUGUGAUGAGUUUCCUGGUGGACGAGGAGAAAAAAAUGGUGGUGGUUUGUGAUACAGACAUUGAUCAACAUAUGAACAGAUUUUACAUUGUCGGAGAGGAUAUAUACAAAGAAGUUUAUAAAGAUAUUGCACAGGGAUGGUUUUCCUAUUGGCCACUUCUCAUCAGUUAUGCUCCAAGUCUGGUUCAAAUUCAGCAAGGUAAAGUGAUUCCCGGAGGCAAAAGAAAAAGGUGAUUAG
Molecule: messenger RNA, 1156 nt
Organism: Arabidopsis thaliana (thale cress)
Lineage: Eukaryota; Viridiplantae; Streptophyta; Magnoliopsida; Brassicales; Brassicaceae
Product: F-box and associated interaction domains-containing protein
Exons: 1
Coding region: 7-1152 (381 amino acids)
Source: RefSeq, marked reviewed